UAUUCCGGAUUUUAUGCAUGAAAAACGACAUUCGAUUACCAGUAGUCAACUAUUAGUGUGCACACUAUUCCCUCACUUAAAUUAAUUGAAGUAAAAAUUGUAGCUUGUUUAAUUUAAUAUUAAAAUAUUAUAAUAACCUAUUGAUAGUGAAAUAUUGUUUGCCCUUAAAAAUGAAACACCUUCGAUUUUUAUUAUUUUUAUUAUUUGUGUUCAAAUCAAUAACUGGACAGUUAAAUAACGGAGGUUGCAUCAACCCUUAUAAUGAAAAUGGUCAAUGCAUUAACAUUAAAAAAUGUUCUCUGCUAAAAGAUAUGUUAACAAAUAACAGAAGAAAUGCUUCUGUUAUUAAUUUUCUUCGGGAUUCUGUUUGUGGUUAUGAAAGAAGAGAUCCAAAAGUUUGCUGUCCAUUAAGGACUGUUGAAACAUAUACUGCGUCUUCGACGAAGCCAGACAUUUCUUCAAAUUAUGAAACUGUGUCGUCUUCAAAACUACCACCAAAAAAUUCAUGUGGUUAUAUUAACGCAACUCUCGGUACAAAAAUUGUUGGAGGUCAGCCUGCAGAGUUAGGUGCUUGGCCAUGGAUUGCUGCAAUAGGUUACAGUAGUCUUAAUAUACCAAAGAAACCACCGCAAUGGUUAUGUGGUGGUACUUUAAUCUCAGAUAAAUAUGUUGUUACAGCUGCUCAUUGUACGGUAGGAUUAGGAAGUAAAAAAAUUUCUAUAGUACGACUAGGAGAUUUGAUUUUGGACUCAGACAUUGAUGAUGGCGCUAAUCCAAUUGACAUCCCAGUUGAGAAAGUUAUGAUACAUGAAAAUUACAAUAGUCGAGAUGUCACUAAUGAUAUAGCAAUUCUGAAAUUAAAACACUCAGUUUCGUUUAAUCAUCUGAUUCAACCUGCUUGUUUACCAAUUAUGUCCGAUAUAAGAGCCAACAAAUUUGUAAAAUAUGUACCAAAAGUAGCUGGAUGGGGUGCAAAAUCUUUCCGAGGACCAACAAGUUCAGUCUUAUUAGAAGCACCAGUACCUGUUGUAGACAAUGCUGAAUGCAAACGUUCUUAUGUUAAUGAAAAAACAUUAAUUGACGAAAGGUCAUUAUGCGCUGGAUACAAAACUGGAGGAAUAGAUGCUUGUCAGGGAGAUUCUGGUGGACCAUUGAUCACAUCAGUUAAAGCACAACAUUACUUGAUUGGAGUUGUGUCUUACGGAGUCAAAUGUGCAGAACCAAAUUAUCCUGGAGUAUAUUCAAGAGUAACAUAUUUUGUUGAUUGGAUUGUUGAAAAGAUGAAUAAUAGUUAGGUUUAUAAUGAUAUUUAUAGUAUAUAUAAUUAAAAAGUAAAUUUUCAUAUUUUUUACCAUAAAA
Messenger RNA from Daktulosphaira vitifoliae (grape phylloxera), 1359 nucleotides. RefSeq names its product venom protease-like. Gene Ontology annotation, molecular function: serine-type endopeptidase activity. Bases 171 to 1295 code for a protein of 374 amino acids. The transcript has 7 exons. The record is from RefSeq and is a predicted model, not a curated record. Lineage: Eukaryota; Metazoa; Arthropoda; Insecta; Hemiptera; Phylloxeridae. Gene Ontology annotation, biological process: proteolysis.